GAGCUCAAUGACCUGGCUCGUGACCCUCCAGCACAGUGCUCGGCUGGCCCAGUGGGUGAUGACAUGUUUCACUGGCAAGCCACGAUCAUGGGACCCAGUGACAGUCCCUAUCAGGGAGGUGUUUUCUUCUUGACAAUUCAUUUCCCAACAGACUACCCCUUCAAACCACCCAAGGUUGCAUUUACGACGAGAAUUUACCACCCAAAUAUUAACAGUAACGGCAGUAUCUGUCUGGAUAUUCUCAGAUCACAGUGGUCUCCUGCACUUACUAUUUCUAAAGUUCUUCUCUCCAUUUGCUCACUCCUAUGUGACCCAAACCCUGAUGACCCACUAGUGCCCGAGAUCGCACGAAUCUACAAAACAGAUAGUCAGAAGUACAAUAAACUAGCUCAGGAGUGGACAACAAAGUAUGCCAUGCUUUAG
Messenger RNA from Menidia menidia (Atlantic silverside), 423 nucleotides. Lineage: Eukaryota; Metazoa; Chordata; Actinopteri; Atheriniformes; Atherinopsidae. The record is from the annotation of a GenBank genome assembly.